This is a messenger RNA of Diospyros lotus (date-plum), 608 nucleotides long. RefSeq names its product late embryogenesis abundant protein 1. Bases 143 to 397 code for a protein of 84 amino acids. The record is from RefSeq and is a predicted model, not a curated record. The transcript is spliced from 3 exons. Lineage: Eukaryota; Viridiplantae; Streptophyta; Magnoliopsida; Ericales; Ebenaceae.
AAGCCCAAGUCAAAAGCCCCAAAAUCAGGCAAAUUGCUUAUAUAUACACCUUAAUUUCAUCAAUACUUUCAACAACCUCUUCCCCGCAUCAUUUGUUACCAACACACACACAUAAAGUCCUCUUCCAGACCCACCUGAGAAUAUGUCGAGCGCCCAGUUGAACGCCGGUCAAACCCGAAGCGAGGCACAGGCCAAGACUGAAGAGCUGGUGAACACGGCCCAAAACACUGCGGACAAGGCCUGUGACAAGAUGGCGGACUCCAGUGAGGAGGCCCAACGCGGGAAGGAACAAAGCGCUAGCUUCCUUCAACAGACUGGAGAGCAAGUGAUGAGCAUGGCACAGGGUGCCAUAGAUGGUGUGAAGAACACACUUGGAAUGAAUGAGAGGAGCAAGUGACCAUCAUCUCUCUCUCUCUGCGUAUGCCACCAGGAGUUGCAGCUUUUCAUUUUAGGUUUUCUUCGUUUUAAGUGAUUUGAUUUUUGAGAUUUUCUGUCAAAAGAGGGAACUCUCUCAUCACAUGUGUAAUUUUCUUUCUUGUUUUCCUUCUACCCAAACAGUCGAAUUUGUAACUGUUGAAUAAAAUGCUCAAUUCUAAAUGGUGCAAGUU